GCGACGCGGCGCGGCCUCUUCCCCCGGUUUCGCACGCUCCCAGUUUCCCACCACCUCGCUCCGCCGCACAGGCUGAAACCAUGGCGGAGGCCGUCGGGGAGGAGGCGACGCUGGAGUUCACGCCCACGUGGAUCGUCGCGGCGGUCUGCUCCCUCAUCGUCCUCAUCUCCCUCCUCGCCGAGCGAUGCCUCCACUACCUCGGCAAGACGUUCAAGAGGAAGAACCAGAAGCCGCUCUACGAGGCCAUCCUCAAGGUCAAAGAAGAGCUCAUGCUUCUCGGCUUCAUCUCCCUGCUGCUCACGGUGUUCCAGGGGAUGAUCCAGAAGACCUGCAUCAGCUCCGGCUGGACGCUCCACAUGCUGCCAUGCAAAAGGGAGGAACUAGAGGGUGAGGAAUCAGGGCCCGCCAAGGAGCACUUUGUCACGUCCCAGAUCAUCGGCAGGAUCGGGAGGCGCCUGCUCAGCGACGGCGCGGCGGGCGUCGAGAUCUGCAAGCACAAGGGGAAAGUUCCGUUGAUGUCCCUUGAGGCGAUACAUCAGUUGCAUAUUUUCAUCUUUGUGCUGGCAAUUACGCAUGUUGUAUUCAGUGUUUUGACAAUGGUCUUAGGAGGUGCAAAGAUACAUCAAUGGAAACAGUGGGAGGAUGCAAUUCAGAAAGAUAAUGCUGGAAAUGGGCCAAAGAAAGUGACUGGUGUACACAAUUUCGAAUUUAUCAGGGAACAUUUCAAGGGUAUUGGCAAAGAUUCUAGAAUAUUGAGUUGGCUGCAAAGUUUUUGUAAGCAAUUCUAUGGAUCAGUGGGUAAAUCCGACUACACAACAAUGCGUCUUGGUUUUAUCAUGACGCACUGCCGUGGAAACCUGAAAUUUGAUUUCCAUAAAUACAUGCUGAGGGUAUUAGAGUCUGAUUUUAAGAAAGUGGUUGGCAUAAGCUGGUACUUGUGGGUCUUCGUGGUGAUCUUUCUGCUGCUGAAUGUUAAUGGCUGGCACACGUACUUCUGGAUUGCAUUCAUUCCCUUAAUUCUGCUGUUAGCCGUUGGCACCAAGUUGGAGCACGUCAUAGCUCAGUUAGCUCAGGAUGUAGCAGAGAAGAACUCCGCAAUUGAGGGUGAUUUGAUUGUAAAACCAUCAGAUGACCACUUCUGGUUUGGGCGGCCAAAGAUUGUCCUGUUCCUAAUCCACUUCAUCCUCUUCCAGAACGCCUUUGAGAUUGCAUUCUUUUUCUGGAUACUGACCACUUACGGAUUCAACUCCUGCAUCAUGGGGCAAGUUGUUUUUAUUGUGCCGAGGCUUGUUAUUGGGCUCAUCAUUCAACUUCUCUGCAGCUACAGCACCCUGCCUUUAUACGCAAUUGUAACGCAGAUGGGGAGCUCCUACAAGAAGGAGAUCUUCAACGAGCAUGUGCAGCAGGGUGUCCUGGGGUGGGCUCAGAAGGUUAAGCUGAAAAAGGGAUUCAAGAAGAGCAAUACCACGGCAGAGUCAACCAGCAUCGCCGAGUCAGCAGGGCCUUCUGCUAAGAUUGAAAUGAUCAAACGAACAUCGGGUGAAGGCAACGAUACUACUCCGUUAAACGAGCAGCGCGGGAAGGAAACAAGCAGCGCCAGUGAAAGCAUAGAAUGAUGCAGUUAGAGUAGUGAGUGGCGGUGUCGAAAGCAAUGGUUCGUAUGGUCUGUAUUUUGGUGCUGUAAUGAUGCCGCUUAUUCUUAUGCAGUCAUUAUGCAGAUAGAUCGCUCCUCGUAGACAAGGGGUAAAGAGGAUUUCUGCCCAGGAAGUUGGUUUAUAAUCUUA
This is a messenger RNA of Lolium perenne, 1784 nucleotides long. RefSeq names its product MLO-like protein 1. Gene Ontology annotation, biological process: defense response. Gene Ontology annotation, cellular component: membrane. NCBI's taxonomy places the organism in Eukaryota, Viridiplantae, Streptophyta, Magnoliopsida, Poales, Poaceae. The record is from RefSeq and is a predicted model, not a curated record.